UAUGGCAGAUGAAGAAGGUCACGUCCUUUCCGGUAUCAACAGUUACCGGCAAUCCCACAAGUUACCAGCCCUAACGAAGCAGGACAAGGCAGAUUGUCUAGCCAAUGAAAUUGCAGAUGAGUUGGAAAACCAACCAUGCCCGAGUGGCGGCAUUACUCCCGCUCCGGCAUCUGAUCAAUUUGCUCAGUACCCCAAACUUUUAGACAAGUGCGACAUUGACAUUAACACAACAGCUGAAGGCGUUAUCCUCCCGGUUUGCGUCCACAAUCGUGUUGCGACCCUAGUGCUAACGAACUAUACUCAGUCUCGGCAUGCGGGGUACCUUAACAAUUCUAAGUAUACUGGAGCUGGAAUUGGCACUGAGAAAGACUGGACUGUUGUUGUCUUGACCACGAAUACUGUCGCUGGUAGCUUUACUAGUGGAGUUACUAGUAGUGUGUUUGGUAUGAGUACUAUUCAUUAUUAUUUGAUGUUUGUGUUGUUAGGUCUCUUCCUAGCUAGCUAGUUAAUUAUGUCCAUUUAUUGAUGUAACUGGUAUUUAUGUUGGUCCUUAAUUAUCUAUAUCG
Messenger RNA from Solanum stenotomum, 566 nucleotides. RefSeq lists its product as uncharacterized. The transcript has a single exon. Lineage: Eukaryota; Viridiplantae; Streptophyta; Magnoliopsida; Solanales; Solanaceae. Bases 2 to 505 code for a protein of 167 amino acids. The record is from RefSeq and is a predicted model, not a curated record.